Messenger RNA from Acyrthosiphon pisum (pea aphid), 1030 nucleotides. RefSeq lists its product as uncharacterized. Lineage: Eukaryota; Metazoa; Arthropoda; Insecta; Hemiptera; Aphididae. The record is from RefSeq and is a predicted model, not a curated record. The coding region runs from base 111 to 947 and encodes 278 amino acids. The transcript is spliced from 6 exons.
UAUUAUUUUUAGAUAACUUUAACAAGGCAUGGCAUAAAAAAGUAAAAGAAAAAUAUUCUUCAACGGACACAAAUGAUGAUUCAUCAAAAAAUAAAAAAAAAAGACUUCUUAUGUGUCCUUCUGAUGAUACUGAUGAUGAUGACAAUGAUGAUGAUAAUGGUAUCAAUUUUAACAUAUUGCCAUAUAAACAAGUAGUAAGUACUCCAUCAGUUGCCCUGGAACCAAUUAAUUAUGGAGCUUCUACCUCAUCUAUAAUUAGUCAAUUCUAUGCAGAAAAUAAUUUGAACGUAGAAGAAACUAAGCAAUAUACCGAAAUGCAGCCAAAAACAGUUCAACAACUAGAAUAUCCCCAAAAUCAUUCAUUCGCUGAGGAUACAAGUUGUUUUAUUCCUGUAUCACACGAUUCACCUUUAAAUUUCAAUGGAAAUGAUAGAUCCUCAUCUCAAGUUGAUGAAAAAUUAAAUAAAAUAAUUUCGGAGCAAAUAGGAAUCAAAUUUUUGUUGAAUCGCAUCUUGUCUAAACUAGAAACUAACUCAUUAGGUAAUAAUAGUCAAAAAUCAAUCAAUUUGAAUGAAAGUUUUGUAUGCAAAUUUCCUAUGAAUGAUACUGAAGACUUUGCAUCAGUCCAAAACUGUAUAUUAAAUGAAUUUGAUUUCAAAUCUAAACUGGAAUAUUUUAUCAAAACUAUUGGUGGAAACACUCCUAAAAACCAUGUUAACAGAGUUAUGUCUAAACUGUUUACCGAUAAGUAUGGUAUUGAGUGUACCUGGACAGGCCGUGGCAAAAACAUUAGUACUAAAAUUGGAGACUCAGAUCUCAUAAAGAUAAUGAAAAAGUCUAUACAAGAAAGCUGUACUAACACUUCCAUCACUGAUGCUGAAUUUGAAAGGGUGGUAUCAGAAUGGUUGAGACACGCAAACACCAGAUGUAGUAGACAAAAAAUUUAAUAAUAAAUUAAAAAUGCUUCAGUUUGUUAAAAUUUGAUGUUUCAAUAAAAUUAAUUUUGUAUGAAUUAGAGUACAAAAGUACA